AAUCCUGUGAGGCUGUGUCGUCGGAUCACCUACUUGGCGACAGGCCUGAGGGGUGGCAUGCGCGCGGGCUUCGACUCCCUGAACGAUGUGGUGAUCAUCGAGGUGGCCCAGGGCAUCUGUGCCUACCUCCUCGACGUCUAUCCGAGCAUCCAGAAGCGGCAGACGCAGGGCGUGGUCGUUGGCUACGACGGAAGGUACAAUAGCAAGCGGUUCGCCCAACUCAUUGCCACGGUGUUCCUCAACAACGACUUCAAGGUCUACCUCUUCACCCGGAUGACCCCGACACCCUUCAUACCCUUUACCAUUGUGACGCUCCAGUGUCUGGCGGGGAUUGUGGUCACCGCAUCGCACAACCCAAAGGAAGACAAUGGCAUCAAGGUUUACUGGUCAAAUGGAGCUCAGGCGAUCGCGCCCCAUGAUCAGCGAAUCCAUGACUAUAUGCUCAAUAAUCUGGAGCCCAAGCCUUCGUCCUGGGAAACUUCGUUGGUACUGGAUCAUCCGCUGAUCGAAGACCCCUUUCGUCAGAUUUACCCCCUGUUCUACGAAACUCUGAAGAAGCUUCUACCACCGAUUUAUCUGGAGACCAACGAGUGCAGCCAGCUGCGGUUCAUCUACACGGCUCUCCACGGCGUGGGCUACCCCUUCAUGAGGGAGGCCUUCUACCAGGCGCGACUCAAGCCCGUGAUUCCCGUACUCGAGCAGAAGGAUCCGGAUCCCGAGUUCCCCACGCUCGUGAAGCCGAAUCCGGAAGAGGGCAGGGAAGCCCUGAAGCUGGCCAUCAAAAAGGCGGAGGCGGAGCACUGCACCCUGGUGCUGGCCAAUGAUCCCGAUGUGGACCGCCUGGCGGUGGCAGAGUUGGAUCCUCGGGGUCGCUGGAAGGUGUUCAGUGGCAACGAACUGGCCGCCCUGUUCGGAUGGUGGGCCCUGGAGAACUACAAGACCAGGACGCCCAAGCCGGCUGUGUCCAAUUGCGUGAUGAUAGCCACACUGGUGAGCUCGCGCAUCCUGGCGGCGAUGGCGCGAGUGGAGGGAUUCGUCUUUGUGGAGGGCAUGCCCAGCUUUCCCUGGAUGGCACAUCGGGCCUUGGAACUGCAAAAGUCGGGCAGGACGGUGCUCUUCGCCUUCGAGGACUGUUUUGGCUACAUGUUCGGGAUGAGCCUGCCCGAUAAGGAUGGUAUCGGAGCAGCCAUGCAGUUGGCCACCAUGGCCUGUUAUCUGCGCAGCACCCGGAAUGUAACGCUGAUCGAAAAGCUGAGGGAGAUCUACGAUACCUAUGGUUAUCACUCAUCGGUGUCGUCAAUAUUUAUAGCUGACAGUCCGGAAACGAUCACUUCAAUCUUCGAACAUUUGCGUAACUUCACGGACGAAGGGGGCUAUCCAAAGUGCAUUUUGGAGGAGGAGUUCGAGGUGGUACAAGUCCGCGACUUGACCACCGGACUGGACACCUCCUUCAGCGAUGGGAAGGCUCGGCUGCCCGUGAACCCAGAUGCUCAGCUGAUCACCUUCACCUUCACCAAUGGAUAUAUGGUCACCCUGCGAUCGGCUGCCAACGACACCAAGAUCAAACUUAACGCGGAGAUCUGCGGCUUGCCGGAGGAGAAACAUUGGGAGGAGCUCCACGAGAAACUCAACCGGAUGACCAACGCCGUGGUCGAGGAGUUCCUGCUACCCGAGGAGAACGGCCUUACAGACUCCUCAGCAAUUCAAUAGGUACUAUAGGUAAUUCUUGAAAAUAAAGGAAUAAAAUAAGGUCGAUGAUAUUUAAAAUAUA
Molecule: messenger RNA, 1771 nt
Organism: Drosophila biarmipes
Lineage: Eukaryota; Metazoa; Arthropoda; Insecta; Diptera; Drosophilidae
Product: glucose 1,6-bisphosphate synthase
Exons: 2
Biological process (GO): carbohydrate metabolic process; purine ribonucleoside salvage
Molecular function (GO): magnesium ion binding; phosphopentomutase activity
Source: RefSeq, a predicted model, not a curated record